CGAUAAAUAAUUUUAGUCAGCUGGUUAUUUUAUAAAACUGGAAUAAUUUUUGUUUGUUCUUUAAAAACUGCGUCAUUUUAUGAUUCUCUUUCCCCCUUAAAGUUAUUGUUUACAUUUAAAGCACUGCAGCCAUCUAUAAUUAUUUUAAAUACGGAUUUAUAAUUGAAUAAACACCCAUGUAGUAAUUAGUAGUUAGACCGUCUUGGAAAUAGGGGUACGACCAGACUAUGAGAUGGCAUGAAUGUCGCUUUAAAAGCAAAGAAAACAAAACUGCAGACAGACAAAUAGAUUUUAAACAAUUGGCAUAAAAAAAAGUUCAAGAGGAUAAUUUAGCUAUACUGUAGUCAAACUUAAUUUGGAGCCCUUAUUGACAAUGGCCCAGAACGCUCCCGAAAACAAUGAAUUACCGACUACUGAUGAGAGUACAGCGCUAGCAGUCCCUCCAGGUGCUUCUACACAAAAUUCAUCCAUCACAAACAAACGAGAAGAUAGUAACAGUAUUGAAGAUAAGUUUAAACAUUAUGCAAACACUAUUGGAACUACAGUUUUUGAUGUUAAAAGGAAAGGUGUCAUAGUUCUUCCUAAGAUUCCUCAGGAAAUCUAUGAAUCUGAGGUUUGUCAGAGUUUGGAAAAGGCACCCGAUCUCUACGUGAUACGAAUGAUCGACGAAACCAAUGAUUUUAGUUUUACGCCGACUAGUCAUUACAAAAUAUGUUAUUCCUCUGGGCAGACCUGUAUGCUUGCAGGGGAAUUGGCUAGUAAGUCUCACCUAGUACACAAGACAAUUAGGCCGUUUGUAACAACAAUUAUCGAUAUGAACCAUGAGCCGUUCAUGAUCAUUAAGCGACCAGCUUGCUGCAAAUACUUCUGGAAUGCUACAAAUGAAAGAGUAUUCGUCUACCUUAAACCUAACAAUUACAUUGGCAGUGUUAAACAAAUCUGCAGUAUGAUGAGCCCUAGAUUUAAAAUCAGUAUACCAAAUGGCAGGCGGGUAUAUAAAAUAUAUCUUAUUGAAGAUUUGGAUUCGGUAUGGGAAGUAUGGUCUAGCAGCACUAAAUUCAGAGUCCAAGACAAUCGUAACAAUCUGGUAGGAACGAUUUUUAAAAUAAAAUGGAAAGGGAAGGACAAUGAAAGUAAAUUGCUUAGUGGAGGAUUCAAAGUUAGCUUUAUAAAUCAUAUGGAAUCUGUCUCUAAAGCUCUCAUCAUCGCCUCAGGCUUUCUAAUUGAAUGUAUGUAUUUUGGAAAAUGACGCCAUGAUCUAAUAAGUUUGCCGGUGCAAACAAAUAUUUUAAAAGUCAGUUUUAACAAUAUAAUUUUGCAAUAAAGUUUAUUUUCU
Cimex lectularius (bed bug) is the source of this 1336-nucleotide messenger RNA. RefSeq lists its product as uncharacterized. NCBI's taxonomy places the organism in Eukaryota, Metazoa, Arthropoda, Insecta, Hemiptera, Cimicidae. The coding region runs from base 374 to 1249 and encodes 291 amino acids. The transcript has 9 exons. Gene Ontology annotation, biological process: plasma membrane phospholipid scrambling. Gene Ontology annotation, cellular component: plasma membrane. Gene Ontology annotation, molecular function: phospholipid scramblase activity. The record is from RefSeq and is a predicted model, not a curated record.